UCGAGCAACCCUUGCUGACGUGCUCGCCUCACUUGGCGUGCUUGCUUGUGCUUGCUUGUGCUUGCUUUGGUGCCCACCAACCCACACCACCACGCUUGCCACGACCACUUUCUCGUUGUUUGGUCGCGUGCCAUCCAUCCACCCAUCCACCCAUCCACCCAUCCAUCCAUCGUUCCUGGUCCCAACGCGCGCUGCAGGUGUUCAACUUGCGCAUUGAGAGAAAGCCAGACCAUGGAUGUGGACAUCACCGUGCGCCAGCUUGCGCACCACCACCACCAACACGCCAUGUUGCGUGCGUCCAGUGCUGCCAAGUUCAAACCCACCACCACCACCGCCACAAACAACGACAGCAAUGGCAACAGCUGCGACAACAGCUUGCGCGUGCUUGCAGGCACCAACAACGCCAGUCCCGCUCCAAUCAACAGUGUUGAUAAUGUGUCGAGCCUGCACGAGCACCAGCAGCAACGACAACAACCACAACAACAACCACAACAACCACAACAACCGCAACAACAACAACAACAGCAGCGACGCCACCAAGGGCGAGCGCGCUCGAGGAGUACGAGCCCGUUCCAGAUGCAUUGUCGCUCUCGCAGUGCCACCGUCAGUGCGGGCAGCAGUGGCACCUCAAGUCGCCCGACCACCCCGACCACCGCCAUCAACGUCCGCAUCAGCACCAGCGCCCCCGCCGGCGAUACCAGCAAUAGCCACCACGACGGCGUCUCGUGUUGGGACACAAGCCGCGGAGCUGCUGAUGUUUGGCAUGGGGUUCGCCCAAACGCACCCCCACCCGCAAUAACAGGCCAAGUGCCCGAAAGUGCAGCACCGUCUCCGGUGCCCAAGCCCAACACACCACCGACAACAACGACGCCAACAUCAACCACAGCACCUUCGGCACCCAACACCAGCACAGACUUCCAGAAGACGGGCAGUGCCAGCAGAAAUCGCAGGGGUGGUGGUCGCAGCCCCGCGGCAUGUUCCUCCGCCCCAACGACCUCCUCUACUCCCCCAUCCCCUCGUUCCUGGCGCGCGGCGUCCGCCCGACAGCGCAGUUACACCAUCUCCACGUCUGCUGCGCCAUCCCCAGCCGUCCGCGCCUUCCUUGCGCAGCGCGCGCCAAGCUUCGCCUCCGGCAUCACCAGGUCCUCUCGCACCUCUUCCUCCAAUACCAACGCCACCGUGAGCGAGGUGCCCAAGGACGUGCUCCAGCGCAGCCUGCCGGCCACAAACGUGCCGCAGCGCUGGAGCAAGAGGGCGACACCAGCACCGUCGUCGGCGUCUUCCUCCUCUCCUUCACCACCCGCUGACACGGCGGAUGCGGGUUCCAACCAGUCCAACCAGCCUGACCAUGGGCCCCGACCUCACCGCGACAGCAGCGACACCACCACAAGCCACCACAGUUCCUGCUCGCACGCCGUCCCCUACUACCAGCAGCGCCUGCACCACCAGCAGGAUCAGGACACGCGUUCCGCACAGCACCACCAACAGCACACGCUGCCCACGACCCAGCGCCCUGCAUCGCCCAAGACACACCUGCAGCAACAACACCAACAACACCAACAACACCAACAACACCAACAACACCAACAACACCAACCGCCACAGCCGCAGCAGCAACAACAACGCCAACAAGCAUCGCUGUCUCGCAAACAGCGGCGCUGGCGCUCUCGCACCUUGGGCCACGCACCACGCGCCUCGGCAAAGGUGGGCGUUGCCCAGGAUUCCCGAGCCUGCAAAGCCCAAACGCUCGACAGGUCCAAGUCCAAGCGUCAAGCGGGUCGGGGCGGCCGUGGUGCGACCCUUGGCGUGGUUCCUGAUGAGGGUGCAUCACCGUCGGAUGACCAGCGCGUUGCAGUGCCAUCGGAGGAGCCGCCCGUUUGCGUGCAGGCAAAGUAUGUGUCGCACAUCGACAUGUCAUGUGCAUCUUCGCUGGACGUGGUGCAGCUGGGCUGUCGCGCCGCUGGGCGAAUUGUCUCGCACUUGACGCGCAAGGACCUGGCUGAUACCCACAAGCGUCUGGUUGUCCUGAACGCCCGCGGCCUACUCAUCUCGGACAACAACACGGGCGACCCUUUGCUCUACCUGCCCAUGCGCCACCUGCGCUGCAGCAGCACCCAGGCCGGCGUUGGCGGCAAGCUGGACAUGGUUGCCGUGGUGGAGAUUCGCGUGCAGCCGUUCCAACAGCCCGUGUACCGCACGCACGCGCUUGCCUUCAAGACACCGUCCGCUGCGCGCGAUUUCCACCACCGCCUCUCCCAGCGCAUCCAAGCGGCGGCAGAGCGGCUAGUCACUGCGUCCCGCCCCGGUACCGCAACCAGCACGUCCAUGUUCUCUCUCUUCGGCAGCGCCACCAGCACCAGUGCCACCAACACGAGCGCCACCAGUGCGGUCGGCAGCGGAGCUGGUAACGUCACCUUUACGACCCCUGCGAUGGCAAUGGGCAUGAUGAGUGUGGGUGGGACAGAUGGUCAGCGUGCCCGCUCGUACGCUGUUCGCUCCACUCCAAUGUAUCUUCCGCAUCGCCCACGCCCGGCAUGGGUUGAGCGCUUCUGAUGAUGGCCGUCUUGCUGUCUCGCUGUUGUUGCUUUGUAUGUGUGUGCAUGUGUGUGUAUUUGUGUGUGCAUAUGUGUGUGCGUGCAUGCGUGCGUGCGUGUGUGUGCGUGUGUGUGUGUGUGUGUGUGUGU
This is a messenger RNA of Salpingoeca rosetta, 2684 nucleotides long. RefSeq lists its product as uncharacterized. Gene Ontology annotation, cellular component: mating projection tip; cytoplasm; nucleus. Gene Ontology annotation, biological process: septin ring organization; establishment of cell polarity. Lineage: Eukaryota; Choanoflagellata; Craspedida; Salpingoecidae. The transcript has a single exon. Bases 232 to 2553 code for a protein of 773 amino acids. The record is from RefSeq and is a predicted model, not a curated record.